GAAAAAAAUAAAAAAUAAUAAAAAGGAGAAAUGAUUUUGUUACCAUGACCUAGCUGUUGUUGUGUCCUCCUUCCCUUCCCCAUGACUCUCAAACCCAAACUGAAACUCAAGCGUCUCCCCACGUCUUCUCUGAAUCUCUUCAAUCAUUAACUUAAUUCAUUUCCUUCAUCCAGCAAAGGCGUACGCACACUUUAAUCCAAAAAGAAAGCUAAAAAGAAGAGCGAGGUCAGAGAGAGAGAUGGGCCAGGAUCCCUUGACGGCCCUGAAACGAGGUUCAGCUACUGGCCUCCCUACUAGUACUACUACAACAACUGCCAGAGGCCGUGCGGCGGCGGUCCCACGCGGCCGGCAGAUCAAGAAGACCUUCAACAACCUGAAGCUGACCCUCCUCUGCGGCUUCGUGACCAUACUCGUCCUUCGCGGCACCAUUGGCAUCGGCAACCUCACCGGCUCCUCAGACUCCGAUCUCGACGCCCAGAAGAUUGCUGAGGAGACCAAACGAAUCCUCGACGAGAUCCGAUCCGACGACGAACCCUCCGACCCCAACGAACCACCCGAGCCCGAGAUCAACCCCAACAUCACCUACUCUCUCGGACCCAAGAUCUCGAACUGGGACGAGGAGAGAAGGAAUUGGCUCGCCAAAAACCCGGAGUUUCCCAGCUAUGUGAAGGGGAAAGCUCGGGUUUUGCUUGUCACUGGGUCGCCUCCGAAGCCUUGUGAUAACCCAAUUGGGGAUCACUACCUUUUGAAGUCCAUUAAGAAUAAGAUUGACUAUUGUAGGAUUCAUGGGAUUGAGAUCGUGUACAAUUUGGCUCAUUUGGACAAGGAGCUCGCUGGGUACUGGGCGAAAUUGCCGUUGAUUCGGAGGUUAAUGUUGUCGCACCCGGAGGUCGAGUGGAUAUGGUGGAUGGACAGCGAUGCUUUGUUUACGGACAUGGUGUUUGAGCUUCCUCUGAGGAAGUAUAUCAAUCAUAAUUUGGUUAUCCAUGGUUACCCAGAUUUGUUAUUCGAUCAGAAGUCGUGGAUUGCGUUGAACACUGGUAGUUUUUUGUUCAGGAACUGCCAGUGGUCCUUGGAUUUGCUUGAUGUUUGGGCUCCAAUGGGCCCCAAGGGGCCUAUUCGGGACGAGGCCGGGAAGAUUUUGACGGCAAAUUUGAAGGGCCGGCCGGCUUUCGAGGCUGAUGAUCAGUCUGCAUUGAUAUACUUGUUGAUUUCGAAGAAGGAUGAGUGGAUGGAUAAGGUGUUCGUGGAGAAUUCUUACUAUUUGCAUGGUUAUUGGGCCGGGUUGGUGGAUAGGUACGAGGAAAUGAUGGAGAAGUAUCAUCCGGGAUUAGGGGACGAGAGGUGGCCGUUUGUGACACAUUUCGUGGGUUGCAAGCCUUGUGGGAGCUACGGCGAUUAUGCUGUUGAGAGGUGCUUGAAAAGCAUGGAGAGAGCAUUCAAUUUUGCGGAUAAUCAGGUGCUGAAGCUGUAUGGGUUUAGGCAUAGAGGGUUGUUGAGUCCUAAGAUCAAGAGGAUUAGGAAUGAGACUACCACUCCUUUGGAGUCUGUAGACCAGUUUGAUAUUCGGCAUUCAACGCGCGGUGCACAAAGUGGGCAAGAAUUGUGAGUAACCCAUUUUGCUAGUGAUUGUUACCUUCAUGGUCUUCCAAUGUACUUUUGUCAGAUUACUGCUGAUUUCAACGCCAUCUGAUAUCUGAGUUAGUGGCUUUCUCCUUUUGUAUUAUUGGCUUGUAACAUUAUGUAUUGAAAAUGGAAUCCACAACGAAUUUAGGAUUCUUUGCU
Carya illinoinensis is the source of this 1785-nucleotide messenger RNA. RefSeq names its product probable xyloglucan 6-xylosyltransferase 5. The transcript has a single exon. The coding region runs from base 239 to 1609 and encodes 456 amino acids. Gene Ontology annotation, cellular component: endosome; membrane; trans-Golgi network. Gene Ontology annotation, biological process: xyloglucan biosynthetic process. The record is from RefSeq and is a predicted model, not a curated record. NCBI's taxonomy places the organism in Eukaryota, Viridiplantae, Streptophyta, Magnoliopsida, Fagales, Juglandaceae. Gene Ontology annotation, molecular function: hexosyltransferase activity.